CGACGGGCCAAGAGACUCUCAAGAGGCGCCCAAGACGGCCGAAGAGGGCUCCGUAGCCAUUUUGGCUCAAGGCCAGCGGGCUCGAGGCAGAUGCGCUCCAGCGCGGCCCCAGCCCGCCGGGGGCUCCCUCGGCGCGGGCACCGCGGGCUCCGCGCCGUGGCCGGCGCGCGAUGCUUUGCGACUCACGGCGUCUGCUGACGGUGGGCAUUCCCGCCGCGGCCAUCUUGGCCGCCUCGAGCCUCUGCGCCUGGGAGUGGCCGCGGCUGCCGCGGCUGCGGCUGCCGCUGCCGCGGCUGGGGGCCGGUGCCGGCGCGGCCGCUGCCGCGGCUGGCGGCGGCUCGGAGGAGAAGUGGCCUGGGCGCCCUUUUGGGGUCGAGGAGGUGCAUGCCAGGCAGCGCGACGGGAGUGGGUUGAACGUCAGGGUGAAACAGGAAAUAAUUGUGAACAACCGUGUGAAGCAACACGAUGUCGCGGCCGGUAGGCCGGCCAGUCGUGGCGGCAGCGACGGAGCGGCCUUCCGUGUCGCCGUGGUCUUGGAGGAGAACAGCUCUGUCGUGCUCCCCUCCGGCGCCGAGGUGGUGGACGCCACGCUGUGCGACGAGAGUGGGUUGAAGAUCAGUGUGAAGCAAGAGGUCCAGUAUCAGUGCGCAAGCGGCAACACAAGUGUCUAUGCACUGAGGGAGCUCUAUGCCCCCCCCAAGUGGUUCAGGAUGAGCUCGCUCGAGAUUACCUACAAGCUGGCGUCUGCUCCAACCACCGAGCCUUCGCGCCAGAGACCUCCUGGGGUGACCGUGCUUGCGCAGAUUGGCAACACGAGCAUGGACAGAUGGGCAGAUUUGAUGCAUUGCAUGUCACAGGUGUCGCUGGCUAUGAGGGCCGAGGGCCAUGGCUUCUCUGUGUUCCUUACCUUCCAGGAGAAUAUUUCUUCAAAGGAAAUGAGAGGGUUCGAGUUGGAUGCCCGUCGCGCGUUCGGAAGUGGAGCUGUCAGGAGCAUCAGGGUGCAGAACCGGGGGGCCGACAUCGGACCCUACCUCCGCCAGCUGCAGGUCCUGAGCGGGCAGAGCCCACGGGCUGUGGAGAUUCUGAACGUGCCCGAAGAUUCCCCGUUCGUGCGCUCGCAGCGUCUGAGGGGCCCCGAGGCCUUUGACACGUUCCUGAAGGUUCACAGCAAGAGCGACCGCAGUCACAGACGCAGAUGGCUCAGAGACCUAUGCGGGGACGUAGAGAAAGUACGACACGUGUACAGUCAGUUUAAGAGGUCCAAGUCGCUGGGCAUGGUUGGCGCAUCAGCGCAGGUUGUACAGUAUCCUCAGGUAACAGGGAGGUAUCAAGUCUGGGGUCAUACCGAUAUCGACGCAAUGAAGAGGACGUGGAAGAUGAUGCAGCCCUGCGUGCCUUUCGACAUCCCGAUGAGAGUGGCGCGCAUCAUUGCAGGAUCGUUCUAUUGGGCCCGCCCGGACGCUGUGAUGUACCAGAUCAUUUUGCAUUCUACGGAGAAGUUGAUCGAGUCGAUGCCGUCAGGGUACAAGACCCGGUCGACGGGCCAAACGUCACACGCGCUCGAGCGAUUGAUGCCAACGAUGGCGGUUGCUGUGUGCGGGCUGGACGUGGUUUCUGUUGACGAGCUGGGCUCGAGCGGAUGAUGCCAACGAUGGCAGCUGCCUGUCGCGGGCUGCACGUGGUCUCCGUGGGCGAGCUCGUGCCCCUGGACAGCCCUGACCGUCGGCUGCUGCCUCGCUGCGCUGGGGUGGCCUGUGUUGGCAGCAGCCAUGGCCGCCCUCUCGACAAGGACGCCGGCGGCGGCCGCGGACGAGAGCGUGCGCGGGCGGCCCCCUCGACGACGAGUCGCCACCAGGCGGAGGUCACGCAGGCUUCGGUUCUCAUGGUCAUGAGGUCCGAGACGGAGCAAACCAGCCUCGUGGAGAAUCAGGGCCGAGCUGUUGGAGUUGCGGCGCUGGCUAAACCCGCUGAACAAAAAAAAAGAAGAC
Messenger RNA from Prorocentrum cordatum, 1988 nucleotides. Lineage: Eukaryota; Dinophyceae; Prorocentrales; Prorocentraceae. The record is from the annotation of a GenBank genome assembly.